GUGACAGAUUGGUUGGCACAUUCAUUUGAUGACUUCUUUGGAAACACAAAUAUUUCUUCUAGUGCCAUUCCUGUGAAGCCACUAGAAGGCAACUCUGGAAGAAAUCGACAGCAGAAGAGGAGGAAGGACCUGUCUUCUGUGCAAGAAAGUAGCAAAACCAAAGUUCUGCUCAGAAAAGGAGCAAAGUCGUCGCCAGUAGAUCUGCCCUGUAACAAGUCGAGACAAAACUGGAGCCAGUCUCAAGAUGAGCCAUGGGUAGAUAGAUACAGACCUGAAAAUCAGAAUGACCUUGCUGUGCAAAAGAAGAAAAUUGAAGAAGUUGAAACCUGGUUAAAAAUGCACAUAUUUCAGAGGCAGCCAAAGCAGGGUGGCUCUCUUUUACUGCUGACUGGUCCUCCUGGUUGUGGAAAGACUGCAACUCUACAAAUAUUAGCAAAAGAUCUUGGCAUUCAGGUGCAAGAAUGGAUCAAUCCAGUAUCUUUAGACUUUACAAAAGAUGACUUAAAAAAUAUGUUUGGCCAUGACUCAAAUUUUCAUACAUUGCCGAGUCAGGCCCAAGCAGCUCUCUUUCAAGAUUUUCUGUUAAGAGCAAAUAAGUAUGCCAAACUUCAGAUGCUUGGGGAAUCCUCAGAAAGUGAUAAAAAGCUUAUUCUUAUUGAAGAUGUACCUAACCAGUUCUAUCGAGACCCUAGCAGUCUACAUGAAAUUCUCAGGAGAUUUGUUCGCACAAGUCGAUGUCCCCUUGUAUUUAUAAUCUCAGAUAACUUCAGUGGAGACAGCAACCAGAGAUUACUGUUCCCAAAGGAAAUUCUAGAGGAGCUGUGUAUAUCCAGUAUUAGUUUCAAGCCUGUUGCACCAACAAAUAUGAUGAAAGUUCUUAACCGAAUAGCUGCAACAGAGGCUGGUAUGAACAGAGAAAAGAUUUAUGCUCUUGAUAGAACUUCUUUGGAGGUGCUUUGCAGAGGUUGUUCAGGUGAUAUAAGAAGUGCAAUAAACAGUCUUCAGUUUUCUUCUAUGAAAGAUUGCUCUUUGGAGAAGGAAUUUUGGUCAAGGAAGAAAAAGAGCUCUACACUAAAAUGUGAAGCAGCAGCAGUAUCUAAAGUAAGAAAGAAAAGUAAAUCUGAUACUUCAGAAGACCAGGAGAUACAAGCUAUUGGUGGCAAAGAUGCUUCCAUCUUUCUUUUCCAUGCUCUGGGGAAAAUAAUUUACUGCAAAAGAGAACCAGUGCCAGAAUCGGAACAUCCCCAGCUGCCUGCUCACUUGUCAGAAUACCGUCGAGACACCUUGCUUAUUCAGCCUGAGGAUAUCGUGGAAAAAUCGCAUAUGUCUGGAAGCAUAUUUAAUUUGUACCUUCACCAGAACUAUGUAGACUUUUUCUCUGAUAUAGAUGAUGUGGUGAGAGCUAGUGAAUAUUUGAGCACUGCUGAUGUCCUUUGUAGCAACUGGAGUACACGGUUUGAAAUGGAAAAAUACAGUGCAUCUGUGGCUACCCGAGGCGUGAUACAUUCAAAUACGUCCAGAGCCUUUGCUCACCACCAAGGAGGGCUGGGGUUCCGGCCUUUACAUAAACCCCAGUGGUUCUUUAUCAGUAAAAAGUAUCAGGAAAAUUGCCUUGCUGCAAAAUGUCUCUUUUCAAGCUUCUGUUUGGCACCUGAGUGUCUUCAGACAGAGCUAUUGCCUUAUCUUGCUAUGUUAGCAAAUCCCCUGAGAAAUCAAGCUCAGAUUUCUUUUAUCCAAGAUGUUGGGAGGCUACCACUGAAAAGACAUUUUGGGAGGUUAAAGCUUGAAACGCUUACUGAUAAAGACCCUGGGAUACCAGACUUAUUUGUUAGCUCUGAGGAGGACGGUGCUGAUGUGCAUGAUGUGGAGACGGCUGCACAGAUGGAGAAAAACGCAACAAAUGAGAACGAAUCGGAUGGAUUCCCUCUCUCUUCUAGCCAGUGCAGUGGAGGUGAACUGCCUUGCAGUCAGCCUCAGCCUGUUGCAGUGCAAGCAAGCAUGGAGGAAGAUGAAUUGAAAAUAGAAGAGUUUGACAGCGACUGA
Messenger RNA from Apaloderma vittatum (bar-tailed trogon), 2043 nucleotides. It is a transcript of the gene RAD17, whose product is annotated as RAD17 homolog (S. pombe). The record is from RefSeq and is a predicted model, not a curated record. Gene Ontology annotation, molecular function: ATP hydrolysis activity; chromatin binding; DNA clamp loader activity. The transcript is spliced from 15 exons. Lineage: Eukaryota; Metazoa; Chordata; Aves; Trogoniformes; Trogonidae. Gene Ontology annotation, cellular component: Rad17 RFC-like complex; nucleus. The annotation marks the transcript as partial. Gene Ontology annotation, biological process: DNA repair; mitotic DNA replication checkpoint signaling; DNA damage checkpoint signaling.